GGCGACAGGCAUCGGGGUGACAGGCAUCGGGCCCCCAGGCGGGGCGACAGGCAUCGGACCCCCAGGCGGGGCGGUGGGCGCCGGGCCCCCAGGGGGCGGCGGGGCGGCGGGCCCCCAGGCGGGGCGGGGGGCGCCGGGCCCCCAGGCGGGGCGGCAGGCAUCGGGCCCCCAGGCGGAGUGACGGGCAUCGGGCCCCCAGGCAGGGCGACGGGCACCGGGCCCCCAGGCGGAGCGGCGGGAGGGGCAGCAGACACCGGGCCCCCAGGAGGGGCGGCGGGCACCGGGUCAUCAGGCACGACAAUGGGCAUCGGGUCACCAGGCAUCAGGUCAUUUGGCUCGCCAGUGGGCACCGCGUCAUCUGGCAAGGCAGUGGGCACC
Messenger RNA from Staurois parvus, 378 nucleotides. The record is from the annotation of a GenBank genome assembly. NCBI's taxonomy places the organism in Eukaryota, Metazoa, Chordata, Amphibia, Anura, Ranidae.